Molecule: messenger RNA, 967 nt
Organism: Striga asiatica
Lineage: Eukaryota; Viridiplantae; Streptophyta; Magnoliopsida; Lamiales; Orobanchaceae
Source: the annotation of a GenBank genome assembly
GAGAAAACCACGUUCCACUGCACAAAGUCCAUUGGUUUCAUUGUCAUCUCAAAAUUCAGUUAUUAUAGAUCUUCAGCUCUACAAUCUUCUCAAGGGCCAAUCUUACUUCAUUAUAUAACACUUAAAUCAAUCAAUUUUUGUCCUUACUCACUAAGCAAUCAACAUUUGCAUAUAUCCAAAAGUGUUCAUUUUAUUGUCCAAAAAAUCAUAUUUUUACUACCAAAAUAAGCAAGCCAUGGCUAAUAGUAAUACCAUAAAGGAUGGAGAUGCGAUCUUGUUCACCGAAGAACAAGAAGCUCUGGUCGUAAAAUCAUGGAACUUGAUGAAGAAGGAUGCCGGCGAAUGGGGCCUCAAACUUUUUCUCAUGAUCUUUGAGAUAGCUCCAUCGGCUCAAAAAUUGUUCUCUUUUCUAAGAGAUUCAAAUGUUCCACUUGAGCAAAAUCCUAAGCUCAAACCACAUGCUAAGACUGUGCUUAUUAUGACAUGUGAAGCUGCGGUUCAGCUCCGUAAAGCAGGGAAAGUUGUGAUUAGGGAUUCGACUCUCAAGAAAUUAGGCGCAGUCCAUUUUAAAUAUGGCGUUGUUGAUGAGCAUUUUGAGGUGACAAAAUAUGCAUUAUUGGAGACAAUUAAAGAAGCAAGUGGAGAAAUGUGGUCACCAGAAAUGAAGAAGGCUUGGAGUGUGGCCUAUGACCAUUUAGUUGCUGCUAUAAAAACUGAAAUGAAGCCUUAAUUUUCUCUAUUUUCCAUGGUGUUAUAUAAAAUUAUUCUAUUAUAAUAUGUCUCAGAGGUUGGAGUAUUUUAUUUUAUUUUCCUAUUCUGUUUGUAAGAAUAACAAUUAUUGUCAAAUGAUGAAUAAAAGCUUGAGUUGAAUGAAUCACUUGUUUAAAAACUCAUGCAAGUUAUGAAAAAUAGUACAAAUACAUAAUAAAUGUAUAUAGAGGUGUACAUAGCACUCACAUAGAGUGGG